Molecule: messenger RNA, 808 nt
Organism: Lethenteron reissneri (Far Eastern brook lamprey)
Lineage: Eukaryota; Metazoa; Chordata; Hyperoartia; Petromyzontiformes; Petromyzontidae
Product: charged multivesicular body protein 2a-like
Biological process (GO): vacuolar transport
Source: RefSeq, a predicted model, not a curated record
CCUUUGACGCGCCCCUCGCCCCCCCCCCGGAAGGACCCCGACGUAAGACCCCCACCAGAGUCGCAGCCAGCCAUGGACUGCCUGUGUGGAAAGAGAAAGACUCCGGAGCAGAUGGUGCGGCGGAACCAGCGAGCCCUCGCGCGCGCCAUGAGGGACCUGGAGCGCGAGAGACAGACGCUGCAGACGCAGGAGAAGAAGAUCGUCGCUGAGAUCAAGAAGAUGGCCAAAGCCGGCCACAUGGACGCCGUCAAGAUCAUGGCCAAGGACCUGGUGCGCACACGUCGUCACAUCAAGAAGUUCAUGGUGAUGCGAGCCAACAUCCAGGCCGUGUCCUUCAAGAUGCACACGCUCAAGUCCAACGGCGCGAUGGCCCAGGCCAUGAAGGGCGUCACCAGGGCCAUGGCCGCCAUGAACCAGCAGCUCACGCUGCCGCAGGUCCACAAGAUCAUGGUGGAGUUUGAGGAGCAGUCAGAGAUCACGGACGUGAAGGAGGAGGUGAUGAACGACGCCAUCGACGACGCCGUGGGCGAUGAGGGCGACGAGGAGGAGGAGAGUGAUGCCAUCGUGAGCCAGGUGCUGGACGAGCUGGGACUCGGCCUCGCGGACAAACUCUCGACUCUGCCGGCCACAGGCGGCUCGUUCAGCGUGUCCGCAGGCAAGAUGGCCGCCGCCGACCUCGACGUGCGACUCAACGACCUGCAGUCUUACACACAAGCGUGAACAUCGCGUACACCUAGGUUUAUAAAGGCGCGCAAUUUUCGCUCGCCCCCCUCUCCAAGGGCGACAGGGAGGGGGAAAAAAGCCGCAG